This is a messenger RNA of Xiphophorus maculatus (southern platyfish), 2993 nucleotides long. RefSeq names its product syntrophin gamma 2 (gene sntg2). The coding region runs from base 379 to 1953 and encodes 524 amino acids. Gene Ontology annotation, cellular component: intracellular anatomical structure; dystrophin-associated glycoprotein complex. Gene Ontology annotation, molecular function: structural molecule activity; protein binding. The transcript has 17 exons. Lineage: Eukaryota; Metazoa; Chordata; Actinopteri; Cyprinodontiformes; Poeciliidae. The record is from RefSeq and is a predicted model, not a curated record.
UGGAGCCGCCCAGGGCAGCCUGCCGCCUCGGUCCGCCUCUGAUCAACUUUGUUUUUAUUGAUCUCCGCUUUCAUGUCGUCAUAAGGAUCGAUGAGAAGCCAGGGACUCUGAUUGGACCUCCUGCAGCGAGCAGCCAUUGAACGGGUUAAUGCGCUCUGACGCAGGAUGGGUCAACAGGAGGCUGCGGGCCGCAGGUGGGCGUCCUGAGCAGCAGAGGAGCCCUGACGGCCGGAGCAGCAGCAGCUCUUCCUCCUGCAGCCCAGCCUCCGCUUCCCGGAUCCGCGCCGAGCCUCCGGGCAUGCCGCCCCGCCGCGCCGCUGAUCGGGACGCCGGGCAGCAGCCGCCGCGCGGUCCACCGAGCUGAGGAAGCCCGGGGAGAUGAGCGUGACCGGGAGCCGGAGACCCGCCAGCCUCCCGGUGCCAACUCCGAGCCGAUCUGGAGUGGCGUUGCUGUGCAGCGGCGAGAGCGGCGACAGCUUCGACGUCUGCCUGCGGCUGAGCAGAGACGCUCUGACCAUCCAGAAGCUGGACGUGGUCUGCACCGACGGCUCUGAGCCCAAAGCCAACCACAGAGCCGUAGUCCUGAGACGACAGGCGGCCGGCGGUUUAGGCCUCAGCAUCAAGGGCGGAGCGGAGCACAACGUGCCCGUCGUCAUUUCAAAGAUCUUCAAGGACCAAGUCGCCGAUCAGACGGGGAAACUGUUCGUCGGGGACGCCGUGCUGAAGGUUAACGGCAUUAACGUGGAGCAUUGCACGCACCAGGAAGUGGUUCACCUGCUGAGAACUGCGGGCGAUGAGGUCACCAUCACCGUCCGCUACCUGAGCGAAGUCCCGUCCUUCCUGAAGCUGCCACUCGGUUCUCCUGGGCUGGACCAGAACCGGGUCUCCUCUCCGCUCUUCAACAGCGGCUUCCAUCUGAACGGGAACCACACGGCUCCGCCCCCUUCGCUCUCAGCGAAUGAGCCAAAGUAUGAGAAGCGCUGGCUGGACGCCGUCUGCCUGCCGCUGCAGAUGGCCAGAGUCUCCAGACAACGAGCCGGGAGCGAUAAGCUGAGGUCCAACUGCUUCGAGCUGUUCUCCCCGGAUGCGUUCAGCUGCAGCGUCCUACAGUUCUGCUCGGCAGCAGAAAGUUCAGACUGGCUGCAGGCCAUCGCUGCGAACAUCGGCGAGCUGACGCAGGAGAGCAUUAAAAUGCUGAAUAAAUCGUCUUCUUCUGAUGAUCAGAUCGUCCACAUGGGCUGGGUGUGUGAGGCUCCAGAGAACAGCGCCCCCUGCAGGAGUUCGGCCUUCAGGUUCCUGGCGCUGAGAGGGCCAUAUUUUUAUAUCUUCAGACGGCCACCGGUCGGCGCCACCGACUGGGGAAAACCUGAAACUACAUACAACCUCUGUGAGGUUCUAUUUAAGGUUCAUAAGCUGUGGCUGGCUGAGGACUGCUGGCUGCAGGCGCGGCUCUUCCUGGGUCUGCACGGUUCCCCGGAGCAGCCGGGCGGCGACCCGCUCUGCUUCAGCAUCCUGGUGGGCCACGGCCAGAGCCACACCUUCAGGGUGGAGCUGGCCUCAGACCUGGCAACCUGGGACAAGUCCUUCCAGAGGGCCGUGUUCCUGGAGGUGCAGCGCGUCGGGUCUAAAAGCUACAUGUGCAGCAGCCAGGGGAGCGUUGUCAGCUUCACGCUGGAUUUUGGAUCCGGGUUUAGCUGCUCAGACGUGACUUCAAAGGCUGUUCUGUGGAGAUACAAGUUCUCUCAGCUGAAAGGCUCAUCUGACGACGGAAAAACCCGAGUCAAGCUGCUCUUUAAAAACGCUGACAGCAACCAAAUAGAAAUGAAGGAACUGGAGUUUGCCAACCUGACGGCGGUCCUCCACUGCAUCCACUCCUUCAUCGCUGCCAAGGUGGCGUCCCUGGAGCCCGGCUUCCUGUGCGGCCAGAGCCUCGCCACGCACAUCAGCAGCUAGACUUCCUGUUCCUGUAGCUCACCAGACACGUUCCUGUUCCUGGAUGUUUUUCUAUAAAUGCUCACAGUUUUUAUCCAGGUCGGAACAUGAUGGUGAAUAUUUUCAGUUUGGGUCGGAGAACACUUCCUGUUACAGCAGCGAGGGAUAAAGAUUCAGAAACAAAACUAAUUAUUGGGUCAUAUCAUGAAAUAUCUUAAUAAAAUCAUAACUAGGGAGCAAAUAAUAGAACAUUAAUAUUGAUUUGAUGCUGAUUCAUCAGUAAAAUUCAGACUUUUUAAAUAGAAACUGGUCUAAUGUUGGUGAUUAUUAUGUCAUAAACUAAUCAUUCUGAUUUAUUAUUUAAUAAUACAUGAAUUAUUAACAUCUAGCUGCAGGUUAUUACUGCCCGGUAAUUACAGUGUAAUAAUUGUCAUAAUAAAUGAUUUGAUUAAUAUCAGUAAACUAAAAGCUGUAACAGGAAGUGGCUGAUUUAUUUGUUCUUUAGAUUUUAAAACAAACAUUUUAAUUGUUUUUCCAAACAUUUAGAUUAAUUCAUCAUAAAGACUUUAUCAGCUGAAAGAGUUUAUUUCAUUGGAAGCAACAAAAGGCAGCGCUGACGGGAACGUGCUGACGCUCCGCGUCGGGAUCAAACGGGAACUUUCUGGACCGGAAACAUCAGUUCCAGCUAAGAAGGUCAUAUUUUGGUCAUAUUUUCUGAAAUAUUUCAUGUUGCUGAACUCCUGGGACUGAUUUGGGUCAGACGGAACCAGCUGGAUCCGCCUCAACUAGAACUCUCUGAUGGUUCUGCAUUUCGUCCUUCGUCUGGCUGGGAGACAAAACGGGAAUCCGUCUCCAUUUCUUCCUGUUUGUGUUUUUAGCUGGAAUGUUUCUGUCUGAUCUGAUCGACUCUUUUUCUACGUUGUUCCAUCCAGCAGAUUAUUAAACACUUUUAUAAUAAAUUUCACUCUGUUAAUGUUCAGUUUUCGUUGCUUCAUUAAUAUUCAAGGCUUCACCAAUGAAUCACAUAUUUUCUGCUGUUUCAAUAAAGAAAACCAACUUUA